AUGAAAGUGGACGACGCGGAGGCUCUCCGCGCCCGAGUCCUGGAGCUCGAGGUCCAACUGCAAACCACUAAAGCCCUCCUUCGACGCAUUGAAAGGUCGAGCUCAACAUCGGCUUCAGAUCCUCGUGGGGAUGGAGGAAGCCUGCUGUUUCCUGUGCCCGUCACUCUUCCGGUAGGGACCUCGAUGCACAACCUCAUGCUUCUUUCCGACUCAGCCCUUCCUCUCGGAUCAUUCGCCUACUCCAGCGGUCUGGAAUCCUUCCUGGCUCAUAUCAAACAAGAAAUCCCUGCGCCUGGGCAGACAAAUCUCUCCCUUUUCCACAAAUUUCUCAAGCUGUCCGUCCAGUCAAUGGCUUACACAAACAUUCCGUACGUGCUUGCUGCAUUUCGUGAUCCAUUGGCGCUCAUGGACCUCGAUAACGAUCUUGAUGCGAGCACGGCCUGUAACGUCGCAAGGAGAGCAAGCGUCGCUCAAGGCCGUGCACUGUUGAGUGUUUGGGAGAAAGCCUUUGCUCCCACUGCAAAGGUCCGGCAUGAAGAGGAAGGGGACGAACUUGAGGGUAUCACUGCCCUUGAAGUUUUUGCUCGAGACUUGAAACUUUCAGCUCUAUCUCCUGGCGGACUGUCCAGUAAUGACCCUCACCAAAUUGCCGCUGUGAACGGACAUCUUGCCCCUGUUUGGGGAGUCAUCUGUCAUACCUUAGGCCUCAACCUAGAAGAGACAUGCUAUCUGUUCCUUCUCAACCACUCCAAAGCAAUCAUUAGCGCUGGUGUUCGGGCGUCCGUCAUGGGACCUUAUAUGGCACAAAACAUACUGGCAUCCAAAGAAUUGCAAGAGCUAUUGAGUGGCUGUUUGGAAAAAGUCUGGCUGAUGAGGCCGGAGGAGGCGGGACAGGUAGUCCCAUCUAUGGAUCUCUGGGUGGGAAGACACGAGUUGCUUUAUAGCAGGAUUUUCAAUUCAUGA
Messenger RNA from Fonsecaea nubica, 963 nucleotides. RefSeq lists its product as hypothetical. The transcript has a single exon. Gene Ontology annotation, molecular function: nickel cation binding. Bases 1 to 963 code for a protein of 320 amino acids. NCBI's taxonomy places the organism in Eukaryota, Fungi, Ascomycota, Eurotiomycetes, Chaetothyriales, Herpotrichiellaceae. The record is from RefSeq and is a predicted model, not a curated record.